Molecule: messenger RNA, 9059 nt
Organism: Schistocerca gregaria
Lineage: Eukaryota; Metazoa; Arthropoda; Insecta; Orthoptera; Acrididae
Product: TLC domain-containing protein 2-like
Exons: 6
Coding region: 976-1764 (262 amino acids)
Biological process (GO): membrane assembly; regulation of membrane lipid distribution; phospholipid homeostasis
Cellular component (GO): plasma membrane
Source: RefSeq, a predicted model, not a curated record
GUUUGGUAAGGGUGCAAAAAGUUAAAAGUAGGAAAUUCUUGAUUCAACUAAGAUGUUAUGUAACUUUUCAUGGAGGCCAGGUAUCCUUGAGCUUGGGGGCCCCUGGGUACUGCCCCGCUUAGCCGUAUGAUAGUUACAUCAAUGACUGAUUCUGACGUGAAGAGUCUUUCGCUGUACAGGCGGCUAAUAGUAAGGACACAGUAAUUUGUUCAGUCGGCCACAGCCAAGAGACCUCUCAUAACCUUUUCUUUUUUUUUUUUCUAGGCAUACUCUCCUCUGCAAUUUGAGUACUCAAACUACUUAGUUUCUGUCGUGGUGGGAGGUAUAAGUAAUGUUAGAGCAUCAUUUCGAAUGCGACUUUAGAUUAGACUAGAUUUAGUUUCAUUCACUAUAGACAGAAUACAGUAAUAUAAAGUGUGUCAAACGAGUCCCAUCACCGCGAGGUGCUUACUUCAUAACAUUUCGGCUACCAGCGGCCUCAUUCGGAGAGAAGUAGCAGUUUUCGUAUUGUUCCUAAGGUUGUUACUACAGACCUUUUGACUCGUAGAUUCGGCGAUGGGAAUGUGCAUGUGCAAGUUUUCAUUGUGUGUGGAAGCUUUCGCUGCCUGUGGAAACUCAUCUUGAAUGUUGUCAUCGAAAUGACAAUUUGUGGAGAUCUUUGGAAAUGUGAUUAGCCAAGCAAAUCGCAUUGUUUACAAAUGAGCAAUUACAUAUUUGUGUAAUAUUUGUAUGUCCUGUCAGAAACUGUUGCACGCUAUGAUAGUUGUUUGUACCGAAAGUAACUGUAUACGGACUUACUCGACUUGUUUACUAAUACCAUGGUUGUAGAAUAUAUUGUCCAGUAUUUUGUGAUAAGAAAAUAAAUAGGUCAAGUUACAUAAUGUGUAUGUAGAUUAGUGUGUUGCAUGUUAUGCAACACCACAUGGUGCUUGUAAAUUUUAGCGGUUUGGAUGACACUGUUGUUUGGUGCGAAAAAUGGAUGCUACACAAGUGACGGGAACGAAUUUAGGAUACUUGUGGGCCAUUUCAAGUGGAAUUUUAUUCACUGUGAUCAAUUCUUGGGUACUUAACUCUUUGAUUCCUAAAAGCGCGGCACACACUGCUCCUCAAAAGUGGAAAUGGAAGAACACGGCCAAUUCUCUAUUGCAUUCUGUUAUAAGCGGUGCGUGGUCAUGCUUGUGCUUCUGGCAGUCUCCUGAAAUGAGACAGGACCUUAUAUCUAAAUACACAGCAUCUGCCCAUGGAGUGAUUUCCUUUUCCACUGGUUAUUUCGCGUAUGACCUAAUAGACAUGAUACUGCAUCACAGAAAAAGAAGUAGCUAUGAACUCAUGAUUCAUCACAUCUUUGUGCUUCUAUGUUUUGGUCUAUCCGUGACAACACGAUUCUACCUGGGGUAUGGCCUGGUGGCUUUGUUAGUUGAAGUUAACAGCGUUUUCCUGCAUACAAGACAACUGAUGUUGAUACAAGGCAUUAAUAAACGUGAUUCCCUUUAUCGGCUCAAUAGUACAUUGAACUUAGUGACGUUUAUAGUUUUCCGGAUAAUGACGUUGGGCUGGAUGACGAGAUGGUUGGUUCUCCAUCGAGAUGAACUCACUCUAACAGCUUUUUCAUUGGGCAGUAUAUCUAUGGCUGUCAUUAUGUUGAUGAACAUAAUACUUUUCUUGAGAGUGUUAAAUGCCGAUUAUCGACAAAGACCAGCUCGACAAACCAUUUUACAUGAAGAACCUGCAGACUGCAAAGGUCACGCUAAAGUAAAAAGCUAAUUUAAUGCAGACCAGUUAUUCAUUUAUGUUGUGUAACUAUUUUUGUAAUGUAUGUACUAAUGACAUAUUUUGUACUGCUGUGUAUUGCAUACUUCUUAAGCAAAAACUAAUAUGCAGAGAAUUGGACUGUUAUUGUAUGAAACUGGAUAAUUAUUGCAAGAUGUUUCUGUCUAACUUAAGUAUUUUUAUAUGACUUUAUUUUUGUACCUAUGCUUAUAUAACUAUCAUUCCUAUUUAUAGAAUGACAUUUUGUUAUUUAAUUGUUGUUACAAAGAUUGAAAUGAAGAGCAGAGACAAAUACAGAGUUUAAGUGGUAAUGGGAAUUUUAUAUGUAAUUCAUACAGUAUCCAUUUUGUUCUAAAAUACUUAAGUGGUAAAAUCGUGUAUCUAAAUGUUUGUGUUCAUAUUUGUGAUGUAAUGGUAUACCUAUACCAAUCUACUACCAAAGUUACAAAAUUUCUGUGUGUUCAUCAUUUAAUAAACAGUAGGAUUGUUUAAUCAUAAAGUGAGGGCUUUCACAGCUGGUAUUGGUGUCCUUGGUGAUGUUUGUUUAGUGGACAUUAGGCUGUGGUCUAAGGCUUAUUUCUGUGUGUAAUGUUUUGUCUCCUAAUGCUGCCGACAUCACUGCUGGCUAUAAUGACUUGGAAAGCAGUUGCUGGCUCAACAAACCAAACAUUAUCAGUUCAAUGCCAAAGAUUACGGAGUCACACUAAUGUAUAUUAUGGAGCUUUUAGUGGGGAAAAGUUGGGCCUGUUUGCUAUAUUUCUCACUAAGGUCCACUACUUGUCUAGUUUCAAUCCUUCUUCAUUUCUGUUAAAGUUUUUUUCUUGUGCUUUUGAACUUCUAUGGCCCCUCUGUACUUCAUAGAAUAUUAGUGAUUGGAUCAUGAUAAAACCAAUUAUUAUUAUACUAGGAUGUACAGAGAGGCCACAGAAAUUCAAAAUCACAAAAACAACCUUUACAGCAAAGAAAGGUUAAAAUUGGCUUGAGUGCUAAAUAAAGCAAACAGGACUAACUCUUCAUCACUACUAGCUUCAUAACAUACAUUGGUGUGUUCUUAGGUGUAUUGACUCACAAAAUGGCCGUUGCAUGGAUACAUAUAAAGAGUUCUGAGCUUAUACCUGAUUUCUGAAUAGUUACUGCCUCUGACGAUGUCUCCAUCAUUGAAAGAUGAAAUGCUAGACAGAUAAAUAUGUCUCCAACAACAAAAUUCAUCAAGUAGUAGUGUUUGUUACUUUUGUGUGAGUCAAAUUGUGUGCAGACUCACAGUAUUCCAAUUUAAAAUCAAGUAACUGGUGCUCUAGACCACUAGAUAUAUUAUUGCAAAUAUGUGUACAAGGACUAAUGUAAUUUCAGUUUACAUUUGUGGUAAAGAUGCAUGAUACUUAAAUUCCAAAUAUUUUGUUACAAAACUUUUGUUGGAAUUAUAAAUUAUGGAACUACAUAAUUUGUGUGCUAAAAGGCACAUUUCUGCAAAUUAGAAGAUUCCUUAUUCGAUCAUCAUGGGUUCAGAAAAUGAAAGGUCUAGUUUUGUAAAGACAAUGACAGCAGUUCAUGUAGCAUGCUUUUACUGUUUUGAGGUAACACAUAGUUCCUCAUUGUGACUACAAUAUGCAGUGAAAGUAAUGAAAUGUAUGUAAAUUUGAUUUACAAUAUUAUUUCCAAAGUCCUCAUUACAUAUGAAAUUUUUCUAUUGUGUUUCACCUUGAUUUGUGUUGCAGAUUUUUAGAAACUCACCAUAGAGAGUAGACCAUUAGAAUUUUGUGCACUAUAUCAACUAUGUACAAUAUACCAUCUGUACUCACAGGACACUGUAAAGUAAUUAUGGAAGAUAUUUUUAAUAUCACUGUUAUUAUUGAUGAUUUUAUUGUGAGUGUCUCUUGUCACUCAUGUAUAACUAAUUUAACAUUAUCCUCUAUCCCCUUAAUUAUUUUCAAAAUUUCCAUAGAGAACUGUUUCCUCAUGUUUCGUAAGUAGGUGUCACGAGAUGAAUGGCUUUUUGCUUUCAGUGUCUGUUAGUGUACGUUUUCUCAAAAGGAUAAAUUGUGUAAAUUAAACAAAGUAAAUUUUGAGCAUGUUGUCCAUUAGUUUUGGAGUAUAUUCCACAGCUCCAGUCGUAUUAGGAGCUACAGCUUGAGUGAAGGACAAUAACAAGAAGCAUUAGUGCUUUGUUAGCAGUCUCCUGAUGUUUGACUCAAAGUUUCCUAGUAGCAUUGGUGAUGUAAAGUGGCUUUAUGAGAAAAGAUGUUCUAGAGUUUUCUUAUUAAUUCUAUGUUUGAAAGUUGUGACACAGUAGAGCCCAGUAAUUGGAAUUACAACAAACUCAGAUAAUAUGGAAAUAUCACUAAAUCAAUGGGGAAAAUCUACAUCUACAUCUAAAUCAUACUCCGCAAGCCACCUAAUGGUUUGUGACUGAGGGUAUUUUCAGUACCACUAUCUGAUCCCUCCAACCCUGUUCCUCUCGUGAUUAGUGCAUGGGAAGAAUGAUUGUUGGUAAGCCUCUGUAUUGGCUCUAAUUUCUCGAAUUUUGUCUUCGUGGUGAAUACACAAGACAUGUGUGGCAGGAAGUAAUAUGUUGUCUGACUCCUCCUGAAAAGUGCUGUCCCUAAAUUUCAGUAGUAAAUCUCUCCAUGAUGCACAAUGUCUCUCUUGUAAAGUCUGCCAGUGGAAUUUGUUUAGCAUCUCCAUAACGCUCUCUCGCCAGCUGAGCGAUCCCAUAAUGAAACGUGCCACUCUAUCUGUUUUAUAUUGUCAUUCCACUUAAGGUCGCUCUGGAUAGUUUCGCCUAGAUAUUUUACAGCAGACACUGUCUCCAGCUGUUUGUCAUCAGUAGUGUAGCUGUACAGUAGUUGAUUUCUUUUCCUAUGUAUGAGCAAUAUGUUACAUUUGUUUAUGUUCAGUGUCAACGGCCAGAGUCUGCACCGUUCAUCAAUUCUCUGCUGUUGCUACUUUGGUAUAAACAACUGCAUCACCUGUGAAUAGCCUUAAAGAGCAUCUGACACUUACUACCAGAUCAUUUAUAUAUGUAUUGUAAACAGCAAUGGUCCUACAACACUUCCCUGUGGUACUCCGGAAUUACCUUUACAUCUGUCGAUUUAGUUCCAUUAAGAGCAAUAUGUUGAGUUCUGUCUGCAAGAAAGUCUUGAAUCCAAUAGCAGGUCUGUUCCAUACUCCAUAAACUUGUAUUUUUUUCAUUAAAUGGCAGUGCUGGAUGCCUUACUGAAAUCAAGGAGCACGGCAUCAGCCUGAGUGCCGUUGUCCACUGUGCUGUGGAUCUCAUGGAGGAAUAGAGCGAGCUGAGUUUUGCAGGAUCUCUGUUUGUGGAAUCCAUGUUGAUUUUUGUAGAGGAGCUGUUCAUUUUCCAAGAACAUCAUAAUUCUUGAGCAUAAAACAUGUUCCAUAAUUUUACCAUCAUGAGUAAAUGUUUAAAGAGCACAAAAAUUAUUAAAAAAGUAAAUAAACAGUAUGGUAGCUAUGUGUGCUAUAUUACAUACAUGGGCACACAUUUCCAAGCUGCAAAAGAGAUUGUCCAUAGGCAUUUGUUUUAAAACAGAAUCUUAUUUUUUAGCAACAGUGUUACGCCAUCUUCUAAGAACUAUGGUGUCAAUUCGAGUAGCUUUUGCUUGCUGCCUGAUAUUAUGCAGUCCCAGAUCUAGCACUGGCGAAAUCCUUGGUAUGAGUGAUCACUAGUACAACUUCUUCAGACAAUUCCUCAUUGUCUCCAGUGGGUUCACUAACCAUUUCAGCAAUUGCAACAUAGGUCAUUUCAGACUGUUCAUCCAUUCUAAAAUAUCACUUUUAUUCGCGUUUUCACAUACAGCAAGCUUUUUCAUCAGUUCUGCCAGUGGUAGGUCAUCUUCGUCUGUACUGUAGGUAUCCAUUUCAUUCUACAGAAUCUGGUUCCAAGACGUUUCUAGUGUGUCUGCCUUUACCUCAGACCAUGAAUAGGUUAUCCAGUAAACUAUGUCUUUUAUUGUAGCAUCUGAAGCAAAUGACGACGAUAACUUGUUUUCAAGCAUUGAAAAUGCCUUGAUCCAUACGCUGAAAUAAAGUCGUCAUAUUGGGGGUAAGAACAAUGUGCGAAUACUGCCAGUUCUACUUCAUCAGGGUGUGAACCAGCAUUGUCAAAUGUUAAGAUUGCUGUGCAAGGCAAGCAGUAUUUUGCUAGGUAUCUUUUAGUCACCGGAACAAAAUCGUCGAAAAACCACUUCUUAAAAAUAUUUAGUCCAUCCAGGCAGAGUUUUGGUGGACAUAUGUUACAGACAAUGCGGAAGCUGUGAUAUUUUUAAAAGCUGUAGGUGAAGCAGACUUUCCUAUUACCAGCAACGUCAGUUUAUGGUCUCCACUCACAUUCAGUGCAGCGAGAACUAUUAACCUCUCUUUAAAUUUUUUGUUGCCAGGGCAGCCUCCUCCUCUUUUGAGCCUGGAGUUUUUGAUGGAAGCAUUUUAUAAUUUAACUCCAUUUUAUCAUAGCUAUGUAGCUGAUCAGGAGUAAGAUAUUCUUUCUGUAUAAUUUUUCUUGAUUGUGCAACAGUUUGAGAAUCAACAAAGUUUUUCACCGCAAAUUUCCAGCUGCCUUAUGCCGUAUUACUUCUUUCACCUACCCAACCAUCCUGAACGUGCAGUAAAAUCUUCCUCAGCUUCCGUAAACUAAUUUCUAAAAAAACACAGCUUUUUGUUGCAGAAUAGGCCCUGGAAUUUGAUUUCCUUUUUGUCUUUGUUAAGUAAACCAAACGAGUAAAGCUUCACUGUGUUUUCUUACUCAGAUUUUCUCAUCCGUUCAAAUGACAAAAUAGAACAGUUGUGUUGUGAAAACUUCUUAAUUUUGUCUCUGUUUUUAUGCCAAUCACCGGCCGUUGAGACCAAGUGGUUCUAGGCACUUCAAUCCAGAACCGCGCUUCUGCUAUGGUCGCAGGUUUGAAUCCUGCCUUGGGCACGGAUGUGUGUGAUGCCCUUACGUUAGUUUGGUUUAAGUAUUUCUAAGCCUAGGGGAAUGAUGAUCUCAGAUGUUAAGUCCCGUAGUGCUCAGAGCCAUUUGAACCAUUUAUGCCACUUAUGCCAGCCUCGAACUCUCUCUUCACUGACUCCGUACUCAGCAGCAAGUGUUUUUAAUCUUCCUCCUUUGUAUAGUUUGAAAAAAGCCUCCGGUUUCACAUUCAACGACACAGUUUUUCUCAUACUCCUAUCACUCAUUGUAAUCUGUGAAUUAAAACAUUAAGAAACUCACUGUUACAUAUUUGCAGUACACUUUUCAUACAUACAACCCCUUUAAACUAAUGUGACACAGCUGGGCUCACUACCGUACAGAUGUUACUACACAACCAACUACACUGUGCAUACACAUUGGGCAGCCGUUGGUGUAAAAUGUUUACAGUAUUUUUUCUUAGGCAUAUUGUAUUUUAAUGACCUCCAUUGCCAAGUAGGCCCAACAAUAGGGGUAACAAUAAGGAUGGUAUGCACUGUACAACUGAUUGUCAGGUGGUCCCAAUUAUUGAAGAGCUGACAGAGAAAGAGCAAGCACACUCCUCGAAAUCUGAUAGUACCUGUCCAUCUGUAAUAGAAUUGCAUUAGCAGCCUGAGGCCAAGAUUAUUUCUGUCCAUUAUGAACAAAUACUCAAACUUGUACAGUUUUACCUGUAUUGCAUAUUGAAAAUUGAAAGUAAGUUCGAAAUGUAACACAUUCGAAAGUUUGUAAAAUGUACUCAUGGACAACUCAUUGAAAUGGGUUUUUAAUUUACGCUUAUGUAAAAUUUUAUUUUUCGGAAAACCAGCUUCAAUUACACGCAACCUCGAAAUACUGGGGCUUUACCGCACUGUCUGAGUAGAAUUGAUGUCCUCAUGAUGUACUGAUUUCAUAAGUUUAUUUUGAAAAUGAGCUUGUUCCCAUUAAGAUGAUAUGACAAUCACAGAUCAAGAUUAACAGAUGAAUUCUAUAGUCCUUUAGUCACAGAAAAAGUGUCCAGAGCAGUGCCACAUUGUGUUUUUGUUGGGUUAUAUUGUCAGUUUGUUGAAAAGGCACAUUGCUUAUGACUGCCUGUGUGUAUCUGUCUAUGUCUUCCCAUUUUAACCUUCCCCAACCUAUCCCUCUCUCCUCCCUGAACAAGGAACUAUUAAUUCCAAAAGCUAGAUAUUGAGUCACUUUUACUGUUGUAUGAGCUGUUUGGCAGUAAUGUACCUUUUAUGUAUCCUGAAGGUAUGUACUGGCCAAUAACAUUCUCUCAAAAUUUAUUAGGACCUCAGUUGAAUUUUCCUUUGAUACAAAUGUUGUAAGUACAUUUCCUGUAGUUGUUGGUUAAACUAAAUUAAGUAAAUUUAUUAUCUAGGUCUAUUGAUGUCAGGUUUUCACAUAUAAUUUUUAUGAUACCAUGUACUCUAAAUGCUGUUUUAUGUAUUAUCUUGCUGAAUUCUAGCUUAGAUAUUAAGCUGUUUCAAGAUAUAGAAACAUAUAAUAGAAACAUAUACUAAAAACAGCAACAAUUUAUUUCUCACUGCAGUCUUUCUCAGAAGGAACAAUUCAACAUUUUAUAAAUUGGAGGGUUCAUACUCCUGCACCACAUGUGUAAAUUUGUAAGCAUUUGUGAUAAUACUAGUCUUGGUUUCAAAUUAAAUGAACCAUGGCAGUUCUGAUGUGCAAAUAUGAAAAAAAUUACUUUUUUGUUUCGUGUGAGCCCUUCAUUUCAUGUAAAUUAGGAAGUGAAAAUAUUUUUGUAUUCUGUGAUCAUGAGAAUAAUGUAUUUUAUUACAUGAGACAUUUUCUCUUUAGAGCUUUACAUCACUACUGCCAAAUUAGAAGGUAUAAAGGGUAAGCUAUGGAUUACAUUCAGGGGAAGCUUUCUGACCAUUUAUUUUUAGCUGUUACAUCACUUCCCUAAUUGCUGAAGGUAAAUAUCGGGAUGAUUCCUUUGGAAAGAACAAAUCUUGUUUCUUUUCUAUCAUUGGUCAGUCCCAACAUGCACUCUGUCUUUAAUUAUCCUAUUGUCAAUGGGACAUUAAAUCUUAAAUCCUUGUUUUAAAUCUUACUACAAGUGGUAACAUUGCACAUUGUCCCAUUUUGUGGUUUACAUGCACACAAUAAUUCUGAAAGAUGGAUCUACUCGAAUGUGCCACUUAAAUUAGCAUGAAUUUCUUAGCAGUACAAGCCACAAUUACAUCAUCUUGUAAGCAUAUUAUGAUAUAAUCAUUGCAUUAGUUCAGUUUUUGUCUUCUAUUUUUCAUUGUUCACAGAUGCUUUCUUUCUUAUGAAUUGUAUUAAGAAACUUACAAAUUGUUCAUAAAAUUAAGAUAUUUUGUGUCAA